Poeciliopsis prolifica (blackstripe livebearer) is the source of this 3677-nucleotide messenger RNA. RefSeq names its product coiled-coil serine-rich protein 1 (gene ccser1). Lineage: Eukaryota; Metazoa; Chordata; Actinopteri; Cyprinodontiformes; Poeciliidae. The transcript is spliced from 11 exons. The coding region runs from base 240 to 3173 and encodes 977 amino acids. The record is from RefSeq and is a predicted model, not a curated record.
CGCGGAAGAAGGAAAGCGACUCUCCGUCACUGAGGUGUAAUUUCGGCGUCACCGCGUCGCAAGGUGCACCCUUUAGUGUCACUCCAAUGCCGCUGUAAGACCCCUGACGUCUUCAUGCUAGUGCUGCUUCAUUUGAAACGCAAAGCGGACAAAUAUCCCCCCGGUUCUCCUCUGACGGGCCUCGUAAAGACUCGAGCAGGGCGCUGAAGGUAAUAGUCCCUCACUGCCUCAGCUUCUCCAUGGGUGAAUCGGGCUCACGCCGUUCCACACUUGUUUCACGCCUGCCAAUCUUCCGCCGCAGCGCUAGCAAGCGGCAGGAGUCCCUCCCCUCCUCGCCAUCCUCGGGGGGAGUGGGAAACGGCGUUCACACCUCCUCACCCUCCAGCACCAACUCCAGCUCGGGCAGCACCGGCAAACGGCGGAGCCUGUUUCGCACGCCAUCUCUCAGUUUCACGGCUAAGAGGAACAGCGAUCCACGUGUUCAGCCCAUCAACCUGAAUCUCACGCCCCCCCUGUCGCAGACCACUGAUGCAAACGGAAACAACCAACAGACGGUAACUUUGUCGGCGUCUGCAGGAUUCGGCGAGGGUGGCAGGCGUUCCAAGUCGCGCCACUCAUUUGGGUUUGGGAGCCACAAGCAAAAGAAAAUCCCACGCUCACAGACUGAGGACUUUGACAAGGCCUCCUCAUCCUCGUCGGCAGCCAAUCGAAAUGUGUUCAUCAACUGCAUCAGCAGCUCCGGAGCCAAUGAAGGUGACGACUCGGGGUUCCUCGACGACUUCAGUGGGGCCAGUAAUAACAAGAAACGCUCUUCGAGGCAGAAGAAGCAGCUACUGCCAAAAUCAUUCUCAGCCCAUCACCGUUUCUCUCGCACGUCCGACCACCACAGGCCUCCAGAAGUCAAUCUGGAACCUCCUAGCUCUGCCACCGUCCCUCCUGGGCCUGAGGGCCUCACUCCUGGGUCAUGUCCUGGAGAACUAAUGGGAGGAGGGGGUGAGAGCUCGCUUCAGUCCCCCAUGAUUUCAGAAGAUCGAACCACAGCCAUCACUCCCUCAGAGUUCAUUCCCAUAACAGAAGACUCUGUUUCGGAGGUGGACGCACUCCUGGCUCCCAGUCCAGGAUCCGGUUUGAACUCAGGGCCUGUCUGUGUGUCAGAGUCGCCUGCUGAUGCUGCUGCACCUGAUCCCCCAAUUGCACCUGAGAACCUCAGCGUGGCAGUCUCCACCUCUCAGGUUUUCUUCACCCCAGUCCAGUCCAGUGCUGAGAAACCCUUGCUCCCUGACACCAGCACAGCCAACAACACAGACUAUGAAACGGCUGUCUCCCUGUCCGAGCCAGAGACAGCUGUACCCUGCCCACCUCUGCGGGAACAAUCACUGGAAGAGAGGAAAGAGAGGGAAGAGGAAAGACAGGAGGCAAUGAAAGACGGUUCAGUAGAGGAGACGAAGGAGUUGGUGCAAGAGAGAAAGGCAGGCUACCACACCGAGACCACAAGUGAGAGCGAGGUGUGUGGGGCGCGCAGCGAGGGCUGUCACUCAAACCCCGAGAAAACACAUAGGAGGGCGAGACACACUCUCUCUCUUCAAGAAAGAGGAAGCUUCUGCGGCUGCCACGAACCCAGGUCCUCUCAUUUGAGGAAACCACAUGCAGCUUCUGUGUGCAGCGGUGCCAGCCCUUACCACGAGGUGAUGCGGAUGGAAAGGCGACUGCGCUCCUCAUCUGAGGGGGCCGGUGGGCCUCGUGUCCAUGGAAACUACAGAGAUGCCCCAGGCAUGGAGGGAAAUGGUCUGCUCAAGCACAGAAACAACUCCUCGUCGUCUAAACUUGGAAGUUUGGAUGUGCUGAACAACCUGGGCUCCUCAGAACUGGAUGAAGAUGACCUCAUGUUAGACCUGGACCUCUCAGACGAUCAGCGACAUCGACAUGUGUCCAGAGAAGACUCGAGCCAGUCCCUAACAUCCUGCCUCAACCUGCUUCCUUCUCUCUUGGAUCCACCCGGAGAUCGCUUGGCAGGGAAAGAAAACGUUCAGAGGGAACUCAGUCGACCAACCAGUCUGCUGCCCACUGAAUGUAGCAUGGGGCCUGGUUUAGGGAAGGAUGACGACCCUCUACCACCGGGGCUGGAGAGCCUUCCGCUCAGAAUGAUGCAGCAGGAAUGCACAGCGGUCAAAACCCUGCUUUUAAGACUGAGAAGAACAUUGCAGGAGAGCACAGAGACGAGUCCAGCCAGCAGCCUUCAGUCCCUACCCAUCAGUCCUUGCAGUGAGAAGUCUCUUCCAUUAAAGGAUCUGAACAGAGAGGAAACCCUGCUGCAGCAGCUGAGAGAAAAAGAUGAGCUGAUUCUCAGACUCCAGAGUGAACUGGAGAGCGCCAGAGCAGCCCUGAAGAUGAAAGACUGCCAAAUGACUGAUCGCACAACGCAGACAGAACACACAGGGGCAGAGAUCAGCCUUCCAGGCCGGUGGUCCGGACUCGGCAACAGCAACAUCAGCCUCGCUCCAAGGGAGCGAAGGGUGGUGCGGGGAGCGUCAGUGGCACAAGGAGGGGACCACUAUAACCAACACCACCCCUACCACUGUCGGCCCACUGCUGCUGCGGAGCGCCACGCUGCCAGGGAGGAGCGCCACCACCAGGGAGCUGGGAACACUUCUGGCAAUCUGGCUUCUGGCUCCUCUGACCCGUCCUCCGUCCAGAUCUCAUCCACCGCACCAGCCCAGACCAGUACAUAUCAGCCCCCGUGUCCCACCUCAGCUUCACCUCCUUUAUCCAAGCAGCCUGAGAGGGUGUCCUCCUCCUCUGAGUCCUUAACUCCAGGAGGAGGAGGAGGAAGUGGAGCGAGUCUGUCCGGUGGGGUGAAGAGAGGAGGCGGGGAUCACCAUCCACCAAGCCUAAUCCCUCGUGCAGUCGGGGCCAGCGCUUCUUCGAGCCUCCACAGCCUCGCAAGCAGAGGGAGCUCCACACAAAAUAUCUCGUCAUCAGACCGGGCCUCGCCAACACCUCCCACACCUUCGUCAGCUUCCUCCUCUUCCUCCUCCUCCUCCGCGUUCACCGGCCGAUUAGGACAACCACCUCGCGGCCCUCUGUCUCUGCAUAGCUAUAGCCGGAAAAACGUCUUCCUCCAGCAUUCCCUGCACACGGCCGAACUGCAAGCCCUCACACAGAGAGACAGUUGAGGAUGCCAAAAAAAAAAACAACCAGCCAUAAGCAGCCAUAUCAUCAGCUUAAGUUAUCAUAAGGGUUCAUAUUUAGGAGAAAACAUUUCUGCUGCUUGCGUUAUAGUCGCGCCAAAGUCACCCUUAAAAAAAUAAAAAAAUAAAUAAAAAUCCCUCCUCCCAUUGCGCUUACAAUCACUUUGCAAUCCAGACCAGCCCUUGAUUCACUUGUUUAGAAAUCUGCUUGAUUUUACACAUGCUCACACACACAUCAGGCGGUGAGAUUGAAAAAAGGCACUCACCCGUCUAUCAUCGCUCCCACGUCGUGUCAUGCUGACAGUUCAGAUGAGCUUACGCCCACAGACACACAAACUCCACACAAACACAGUCACCCACACUCAAACUCACACUUUGACACAAAGACAUCGCCUGUGAUAUCUCUGCUCGGCCAUCUGCACCAAGCAGCACGGCGGUGAAGCUGAAUGAAAAGACGAAGUUGUCUGCAUUGUUGAAGCUCAGUUCUUU